Prunus armeniaca (apricot) is the source of this 894-nucleotide messenger RNA. The record is from the annotation of a GenBank genome assembly. Lineage: Eukaryota; Viridiplantae; Streptophyta; Magnoliopsida; Rosales; Rosaceae.
AUGGUUGAUACCAGACGUACGAAGAGUAACGCCACCACAACGGGCCCAUCUCAUGGUUUCGUGGUGGAAACCUCAAUGCAACCUCACGGAAUCGUGGCUGUCGACGCCUUGCGGCCGUCUUCUAGUGCUUUGCAGCCGCCUUCAGCUGCUGCAAUUGCAGAACAACUGCCACAUGACCUCGGGACCUCCACAGCCUUGCAAUCGCCAGCAAUGAUUAUCGGAGCUGCUCUGCCUCGCUGUCCUACCAUCGGACCACAGCAGCAGCCACACCACUCAAUUACCAGACUUGCUGCACAGCCCUAUGGCUACUCCGACGUUGUCCCAGUCUUGGAGCAGAUCCAUUCUCUCCCUCCUCUGCGAUCACAUUUGACAUAUGCACCCAUGUACGUGUCUAAUGGAGCCCUAGCCCAUAUUCCGUUAGGCCCGAUGCACAACACUCCACUUGACCCGCGCAGCCUCAACCUUGGACCCCGUAACGAGGAAAGAAGGGCACACGAGCAUGCUGGCGAGCAGUUCGAGAGGUCCCAGGCUGGUCAGACAAGGGCAAACCGGCACGGGAGAGAGCGAGAUCGUGCAGACGAGACGCAGACAGCUGCGAGCCAUACCCUGAGCCGUUCGAGGUUAGGUCCCAUGACCAAUGUGCUCGAGAGGCUAGGCCCACAGUCCAAUGUUCGUGCCCGCUUAGGUCCACAAGGAGCUCGAGUUCUUGAGCGGUCGCGCGACGAGCACAACAAUCAACGCCCACCAGCCCGCUCGAGGUCCAACACGCGGCGACAAGCUGUAGAGGGAUCCUCCCAAACUCAACCUUCUCUCCUACCCCACGGGCAGGGUAACCAAGGGGAUCGACCCUUGGGAGCUGGAGAAGAAGUUAGCCAAUCACACUCAAGGCACUGA